AUGGCUCUUCACAAGACUCUUUUGACCAUUAUCGCCAUCAGUUUUGCCUGCUCUCUUCUGUUGGCUGUAGCUGUUCAAGCGCAAGUGGGAACUCCUGGGCUUCAACCAGCACCUUCACCUACUCCUGUUCCUUCUCCACCCACCACUCUUCCUCCGCCUCCUCCGCCUCCUUCUACUCCUACUACUCCUACUCCUACUCCUUCUCCGGCCACUAAUGCAAGUUCUCUCACUUCUUUCCCAUCCAAGUUCAUGGGACUUGUGGGUCUUGUUGUUUCUUUCUUUCUCCUUAAAUUGUUGCCUUGA
This is a messenger RNA of Manihot esculenta (cassava), 303 nucleotides long. RefSeq names its product classical arabinogalactan protein 4-like. The coding region runs from base 1 to 303 and encodes 100 amino acids. Lineage: Eukaryota; Viridiplantae; Streptophyta; Magnoliopsida; Malpighiales; Euphorbiaceae. The transcript has a single exon. The record is from RefSeq and is a predicted model, not a curated record.